Molecule: messenger RNA, 2963 nt
Organism: Drosophila grimshawi
Lineage: Eukaryota; Metazoa; Arthropoda; Insecta; Diptera; Drosophilidae
Exons: 4
Coding region: 471-1778 (435 amino acids)
Source: RefSeq, a predicted model, not a curated record
CAUUUGUUUAUACUCGAAAAGUAGUUGUCGGACAUCGGUGAAGCGCUGAAAGCAAACGGAUCUAUCAUUUGUUCGCUCGCUCUCAGAAAGUGAAAGUUAAUAGAACAAAUUAUGUAAAAGCACGCGAUAACAGCAUUCAUAUGUACAUAUCAGGAUGAGUAUAUUGACAACGUGCUAACUAACUAUAAAUAUCAACAAUGUGAAGAAGCCGCGCCAGACAACACAGAUAAAUAGUUUAUAAAUCGAACAAAAAUUCAAAAUUGUAAUGCAAAAAAAAAAGAAAACCUAAAACACGCAAAUGGCUACAUUUUAAAAUGGUUUCAAUCCAUCGAUUGUUGAAUUAUUUCUGUUGAUAUAACAUUAUUGGGAGCAGAGAAACGGCCAUCAGACUGGAGGCCUCACUAACUCUGAAGCGCAUUUUUGCCCGCAAAAUUGCCUAUAAAGCGAAAACAAAAUCUCCUCUAGCGGCCAUGCGAACUAAACACUUAAUACUGAUACUAAUCGGAGUGAUAAUCGCAACGAUCGUUUUCAUUGCAUUCGGGCCAGCUGGGGAGCCAAACGACUCGUUCAAGCAUAUUGUGGUGCAGACGCAUCAACAGCUCAAAGAGUUUCAGGAGAAUUUGCGGGUGGGCUUGGAACGCAAAAAACUCGAUCUCGAGCCGAAAUAUUUUAAAUUGCUGGGCUUCGCAUCGCCGCUGAAUACAAAGGAGAACGACGAUGCCGCCUCCCAUCAGCCAGUGCAGCAGCACCAGGAGACAGAUACGCCGGUCACGGCAAGGCGUGCGGCACAGGAACUCCAGCAGCUGCACAGACGUGACGGCACUCGUCAAAUGGCAGCGAUAGAAUCAAAUCUACUCCAGGAACUGGAUCUCCAGGAGCAACAACUGCAGCAACAGCAGCAGCAGAAGAGUCAACGGAAACGGAUAACGACACCGUACAAUGGCACCAAGGCCAACUUCACCAUAGUCACGUAUGUGCAGCAGGAGCGACAGGUGGCAUCGGCCAUAUUGUUGGCACAGAACAUUGCCGCCAAACUGCCCAGCGAAUAUCUGCUCAUCUAUGAUCUGGGCGUGUCCGAGGAACAAUUGCGCACAUUGACCGCCUACUGCAACAGCAGUCGAUGCACCGUCAUCACCUAUGACCUAUCCGAGUUUCCCUCGUCCGUCAACGAUCAGCGAACGCACGCUUAUCGACCCAUUGUGAUAAAGGAUGCCUUGAUGCGGGCCAAAUCGGUGCUGUUUGCCGAGAACUAUAUGCGUAUACGUGGCGGCUAUCGGGAACUGCACGAGCUGCAGAAUCGCGUCAUGGUUUCCGGCGUCCUCGGCUGGAAUACACCGACAGCCGUCUCAUCGCGCACCCAUCCAAAGAUGUUUGACUAUUUCGAGUCGAACGCCGAAAAUUUUAUAUUCCUGCGCAUGGUCGAUCUGGAUACGGUCUUCUUUGCGGACACGCUCUUCGUCACGGAGAAGAUAAUGCUGCCGUGGCUGAAAUGUGCCCUCACAUUGGAAUGUAUCGAUCCAAUCGGUGCCCAAUCGAACGGCUGCAAGUUUAACAAAAAGCCACUCUAUCGAUACUCUGGCUGUCAUGGCUACGAUGCAUCCGCAUUCAACAUUGUGCUGGGACUCACAUGGCAUCUGGACGACUCGAAAUAUUCGUUACCCUGCACGGCUAAGGAGAAUAUGUUCUACAAGGAGACGCUCGAGCAGGCGACGAAAAUAUUGGAGAAUCGACGACGCAACACUAGCGACACAUCCGAUCAUCCAUUUACGGAGGACUGAGCAAAUGCAGCAGCAGCAGAAGCAGCAGCAGCAGCAGCAGAUGCAUCUGAUAUACACUUGUAACAUUUUUUAUAUUUGUAUAUACACACUCAGGAGCCGCUGGAUCAAAGCAAGCCAACUGCUUACACUAAUUUGCAAAUGUGUGCUUUAUUAUUAUGGCAAAGAAACUUCAUACACACACCAGAACAUAAUAUUACAUACAUACUAAAUACAUACAUCAUAGGUGUCAUUAUAAAAAAUGUAAGAUGGAAAAAUUCGAAUGAAUUUCGAAGAGAUACUUAGAUCAAAUUUACAUAUACAUACACAUGUAUGUAAUACAGGUCGUGCUAUACCUUACUUCAGGGACCGUAAAAAUUAUAAGCUAUAAAUUAUAAAAAUGACAAAUGUUUAUUUCUUAAAUUUGCUCUUGCUAAGCUUUACUAAAUAACUCAGGUCAUACUGAUUACACUUUGUGUGAUAAUAUAGGUUUUCAAGAUUUUGCAAAUACGAAAAGGGAGGCGUUGAAAGAUUUUUCAAAAGUCAAAAAGAUGUUUUCCCGUUGUUUAGUUUGCUUUCAAGAGAUAUGUACUAAUCCAGUCAUAGACGGAUUUUGAUUUCCUGUUUUUUUUUUGCGCAAAAUAAUCAUUCUUUUGUUGAGUCAUAUUUUCAGCACAGAAUAUAAUCAGUAUGGCCUGCGUAACAUAUUAUUAAAUUUAUUAACAACUAAGUAAUAUGCACAAAAACAGUAAAUCAAAAUUCAUUGUGUGUGUGUGUAUACGAUAAGAUUAUCCAAAUAGAAGACACUACUGAUAUAACUCUGUUGCUUGUACGGCUAUGGAAUUUACGGUCCCUGCUGUGUAUACAUCGUCCAUGACCAGAUCAGCAGCAGCUUCUGUCCAAUAAAUACGCCUUAGUAACUUAUUUGUUAUUCUACAUUUUUUUUGUGUGUCUUUGGAUAUCGUUUGUUUAAUAAUGAUACACUCCCUAUUUUUAGCAAUGUUCAUUUUUUGUGUAUAUAUUAUUUAUGUAAAUAAAAGAGAGGAAUUACAUACAGUUUGUGAUUGUAUUUGAUAGUUACACACAUAUUCAUGCAAUUUCAAUACAAAUAACUAAAUAUAAUUACAUAUAUUAAAUGUACUAUAGAAAAUGAGCCAAAAACGUUAGCUUAAUAAAGUAAAAAUUACAAUAAAAAUGAAUCCAAAAGUU